CCUGGCGGUCUCACCGCUCCCAGAUUGCCCCGCCUUUUCCCUCCGCGCGCUCGCGCGCGCGCAGUUUCACAGACCCGGAAGCAGAGAGCACGGCGUCGAAGUCUCGCUACCCAGCAUGUGGGCGAGGAGGAUCAGGAGAAGCAGAGCCAGAGCGACUCAGAGAGAAACAGAAGACUGAGGAGGCGAAAAGGAGGAGGGCGACCUGUUGACAAAGUAGAGGAUUGGUAAGGAACUUGCAAAAAGACAGCAACGUGAAAGAGAAUAAGCCUUGAACCCACCCAGCAGGUGGGUAAAGCAGAGAAGUUUAGAGAAAAACGGAAUCUCCAGAGAGGUGAAGAUUUCGGCAGUGACAGUACUGCGGCUGGGGUCACUGGGAAUGGAAAUAGGAUGUCAGGUGUAGCGGUCCUCGUGUCGUCAGGAGUGCCAUCCGUCACGGACGCCGUGCGUGCUCUUCCGAGUAGGUGACUUGAGGGAGAGAAGUGUUUUCUCUUGGUGCGCCUUGCCUGCCUUGGGUCUUCCAGCUUCCCCACUGCCCUUCUGUUCAGACACCCGCCUCCUGCUGUUCUUGGCCUGAGUUUGCCCAGUCCCAGCGAACCCCAUCCAGUCAGCAUUUGAGGCUAAUUGACUUCUGAAGACAUUGCCCGAGAAAGAAGCCAGAAGAGGAAGAAGAAAGGAAAGGAGUCAGAAAUGGCUGUCUCUCAGGGACAGUUGACCUUCGAGGAUGUGGCCAUCGAGUUCUCCCAGGAGGAGUGGGAGUGCCUGGAUGCUGCUCAGAGGGCCUUGUACAGAGACGUGAUGUUGGAGACCUACAGGAACCUGCUGUCCCUGGAUAUCUCUCCCUCACACGUUACCAAGAAAUUACAACCAAAGGAGAACACUAAUACAACAGAUGUAUUCCAAACCAUGAUCUGGGGAAGACUCGGAAGUCAUGAAGUCAGAGAUGUUCACCUCAGGAGAAUCCGAGAAAAAAUGUAUGACUUUGAGUGUCGGUGGAGAGAUGAUGAGAGAAGUGAGAAAGGAAUGGGUAGAACCCAUGGGGAACAUCUCACUGAUGGAAAAGAUCGACGUGGUAGAAAAGAUGCAGGAAACAAGCCCGUUGAAAAUAGGCUUGGAUCAAGCUUUCAAGAUAAACUUCCGAUCCCUCAAACCCAAGGGGAAAUUUUUGAAUGUAAUCAAACUGCGAACGCUGCCAACAGCGCCGGCUCAUUUUCACCGCCUGAAAGAACUCCUCCAAGUGUCCAAACUAGCGUUUCUAACACAUGUGGGAACGACCCCAUCCAUCCUCCAGGACUGACACAGGACGGCGCAGCACAGAGCGAAAAACCUCACAAAUGUAACGAGUGUGGCAAAACCUUUAAUCGCAGCUCGAACCUCACUAGACAUCAGAUGAUCCAUACGGGAGAGAAACCGUAUAAAUGUGACGUCUGUGGCAGGGUUUUCAGUCAAAAUUCAUACCUUGUAAAUCACCUGAGACUACACACUGGAGAGAAACCUUACAAAUGUAACGAGUGUGGCAAAGCCUUCACGAUGCGUUCAAGCCUCACGAAACACCGGGUCACCCACACUGGAGAGAAAGCUUACCGAUGCAAUGAGUGCGGCAAGGCCUUUUUCCACAGCUGCAAACUCGUGAGACAUCAAAGAAUCCACAGUGGGGAGAAACCACACAAAUGUAAUGAAUGCGGCAAAGCUUUCAUGCAAAGUUCAAGCCUGGCUGACCAUCAGAAAAGUCACACCGGAGAGAAACCCUACAAGUGUGAUGUGUGUGGCAAAGCCUUUGUUGUGCGUUCAAGCCUGAUCGACCAUCAGGUGAUGCACACCGGAGAGAGACCUUACCAGUGCAGUGAGUGUGACAAGGCUUUCCUCAAGCACUCGCAGCUGAGGCGUCAUGAGACAAUUCACACCGGAGAGAAGCCGUACAAAUGCACCGAAUGCGGCAAGGCCUUCAGGCAGUGGUCUGACAUCAGGAUUCACCAGAGAAUUCAUUCUGGAGAGAAACCUUUUAAAUGUAAAGAGUGUGGGAAAGCCUUUACUAUGGGUUCGCACCUUACUACACAUCAGAUCAUCCACACUGGAGAAAAACCAUAUAAAUGCGAUACAUGUGACAAGGUCUUCAGUCAGAACUCACACCUGGCAAGUCAUCGGAGAAUUCACACUGGGGAAAAGCCGUACAAAUGUAAUGAGUGCGGCAAAGCCUUUAGUGUGCGUUCAAGCCUCACUUACCAUCAGGUAAUUCACACUGGAGAGAAAUCUUACAAAUGUAAGGAAUGUGGCAAGGCUUUUAUGAAGCCUUCGCGUCUUCGGCAUCACGAGAGGAUUCACACCGAAGAGAAGUCAUACAAGUGCAUUGAGUGUGGCAAGACCUUUCAGCAAUGGUCUGACAUCAGGAUUCACCAGAAAAUUCAUCCUGGAGAGAAACCUUUCAACUCUAGUAUGGGUGGUAAAGCCUCCACUCAGGACUCACACCUCACUGCACAGCAGAGAAUCCCUCCGGGAAAGAAACCAUAUAAAUGUGACGUAUGCGACAAGGUCUUCAGUCGGAAUUCAAACCUGGCAAGUCAUCGGAGAACUCAUACUGGAGAGAAACUGUACAAAUGCUGAUGUGGCAAAGUCUUCAGUCAAAAUUCACACUUUGUAAAUCACCAGAGAAUUCACAGCGGAGAGAAAGCUUACAAAUGUAAUGUGUGUGGCAAAGCCUUUAGUGUGAGUUCAACCCUAAGUAAACAUCAAGCAGCCCACACUGGAGGGAGACCUUACAGAUGUGACGCACGUGGCAAGGCUUGUGGCAGGUGUUCACACCUGCUGCUUCACAAGAAAACUCAUGCUGGAGAGGACUCACAUCAGUCUGGAAUGUGGCGAAGUCUUUUAGACAGUAGUCCUACAUCAGGAUUCACCAAAGAGUUCAUUCUGGGGAGUAACCUUCCAGGCACCAUGAGUGUGGUGACGCUCUUACUCGGGGCUCCCACCCCACCCACUAUCACAUAAUCCAUUCUAGACAGACCCUUACAAAUGUCCUGAGUGUGGCAGUUGCCUUAAACUCAGUGUUCACCAAAUUACACCCUACCUACAAAUGCAGUGAAUAUGACAGUUUCAAAUUAUUGCUUGCUUUUCACUAAAUAUAAGAAUCUAUAUUUUGUAACUACUGUAUAUAAAAUAGAUAAACAAGUUUCUACUGUACAGCACAGGGGACUAUAUUUAGUAUCUUGUAGAAACCUAUAAUGAAAGAGAACAUGUAUGUAGGUAUAACUGAAUCACUACGCUGUGCACCAGAAGAAACUAAUGCAACAUUGUAAGUCAACUAUAGUUCAAUUUUUUGAAAUCUAGGUAAACAACAAGUUUCUUCUGUAGAGCACUGGAGACUAUAUUCAGUAUCUUGUAGUAACCUGUAAUGAAAAAGAAUAUGAAAACAAAUAUAUGUAUGUAUAUGUAUGAACGAACUAUUAUGCUGUACACUGAAAAUUAACACAUUAUUGUAAACUGAUUAUAAUUGAAAAAAAGUCCACAUUCUGGAGUGAAACCACACAAGUGCAGUGUGUGGUAUAAGGAUUUUACCCAAAUAUCAAACGGUGACGAACACACUGGAUCAACACCUUAUAAAUGCAGUCAACCCGGCAAGGACUUUCCCUGAAGUUCAAAUAUCAAUGUGAAAACAGUCCAUAUUGAAGCGAAAUCAAGUAAAUGUAUGUGGCAGAGGCUUUAUUCAGGCCUCACAAUGCACUAGACUUCAGAAUAUGCAUCUUUGAGAGAAACCACAGAAAAGGAAUGUGCAUGCUAAGCCUUCUACCCACAGAUCAAAACUGUGGCACAUCAGAGGGUUUAAUUUGGAGAGCAGCCUUACCAGUGUUGUGACUGUGGUAAGGCUUCAUCAGAUGUCCACGCUUUUGGCAUAAUGAGAGAAUUUAUGCAGCACAGAACACAUGCAAAUAUAUAUUUAACUUGGAAAUACCUUUAAGAACCAGUAUGUCCUCAGGAUUCACCAAAGAAUUCAUAUUGGGAAGAAGCUUUAUAAAAGUAAUGAAUUUGGUGAAUUUCUUGACCAGUUCUCACAAUGCACCACACUUCAGAGGAUCCAUGCUAGAAAUAACUAGGUCGUCAGUUUUCUGAGGUUAACCUGAGAUAGUAUAUUGCAGAAUAAUGGGAAGUCAAAAUGUGUCAAAAACUCAUGACAUGACGUUUAAUGACAGGAGCAAGGAAUUGUGUGGAAAUGGCACAUUAGUGUAUAAAAAUUUUAAACAUUUGAGUUUUGGAAAGGAUACAUUACUAUUUAUGCCUUUCCACCUGGAGUUUGAAGUCUGUUGAUUUUUUUUUUUGAGGGAGGGAAUUAAGUUAUUUUAUUUUAUUUUAUUUUAUUUUAAUUUUUUUUAUUUUAUUUUAUUUUAUUUUAUUUUAUUUUAUUUUAUUUUUUCAAAUGGGGAUUGAACCCAAGGCCUCAUGCAUGCUAAGCACACACUCUACCACUGAGCUAUACCAUACCCGCCCUGAAGUGUGUUGAUCUUAAGUCUUCAUUAAGGGCCUUUGAUGAUGGUCUCUGGGCAAGAUUCGGUAAGAUGAAGGGGCCGACUUCAUUAGCUGCAGUUCAUUCACAUCCAUGCUCCCUGGAAAAACAAUUGCACACUAUUACCCAAUUCAGUAGGGUGCAAAUUAGCAUCGGAGGGGCUGAGAAUAGUGUAAAACUGGCUUGACUCAUCAUGCUUAUUCUGCUCAGGGUGCCCUUCCAUAUAUAGGUCACAGUGGGUUAUAGGACAGAAGGUUCUACCAACUGACUGUGAACAGAGCAGGAAUGACAUUAAGGGACUGACUGGGCUUUUCAUGGGAGGAGAGUGACCCGUUCCUAAGGACUGAUUAUCUGGUAGAAAUAAUGCAGAGGAAAAGGUGGUCACUUUCUCCAUCAGAUGGCAAUAACUUGUAUAUCAAUGAAUGAUGCAAAAUUAAUCUUAUUCUUGAAAAUUGAAGUGCUAUCUUGAAAUUUUGAUAAAAGAACCAGAAUAGUAUGUGCAUGUGUGUGAUUCAUAUUUAACUGCUGCCAUUACAUUUUGCUACUGUUUCAUUCAGGAUGUAUCAUGAGUAUCAUGCUCGAAUUAAAGUUUUUAUCACUUUUUAUCUGUAACUGAAUGGAUCAUGUUUCUUCUACCAACACAGUUUCAUCCUACGUCGGUACCAUAACCGAAUCUAACAAUGCAGUAUAGAGACUUAGAGUUGAAAGAAUCUUCAACGAUUUCUUUCUGUGAUGGAAUAAAAGAACAUACAGUUUGGGGAUUAUAUCAUUUGCAGGCAGUUACUUAAACUAAGCAGACAGCAACCCUGCUGCACAAAAGACACUUCAGCGUUUCUAAACUUGAUCAAGACAUCUCCAGAGCGAGGCGGAAGGACAGCAGGCUCCGCCUGUGCCCCGUCCCCGGCUCCUCCACGCCCCGCCCCUCACCGGUAGAGCUCCGCCCAGGCCACGCCCCCAGCCGCGUGGGCUCUUUGCUGUGCCCGUGCGUCGCUUCUUACGGAACCGGAAGUGGGGUGCUCGGGUGGAAGGUCACACAGCAGACCAGUCUCAAGUAAUUCAUUCCAUCUUGGUGGGACUUCUGCCAGUCAGAAUGCACAACUGGUGACCCCAAUGUUACUGACUACACAGCAACGGAACGGCACACUUCAGUUGGAGAGAGAAACUGCAUCCGGAUCCCCGUAGAUUUCAUCCCGAUUGACUUCUAAAGACCCAUGUUGCCUGAGGCAGAAGCCCGGAAGAGGAGGAAGAGCAAGAGAAAAAAAAAAAGCCAGGAAUGGCUGUUUCUCAGGUGAGGUUCCAGCUUCAUUCUUUGGCUGGUGGAGACCAGUUGCCCGGCACCCUUUGUGAUUGAGACCGUCCUGUUCCCGUGGUGUGGUCUUGGCUCCCUUGAUGUGUUAAAAAUUCCCUUGCACGAUUGACCUUCAGGGAUGUGGCCACUGAGUUCUCCCAGGAGGAGUGGGAGUGCCUGGAUCCUGCCCAGAGGGCCUUUUACGUGGAUGUGCUGUUGGAGACCUGUGGGAACCUCGUCUCCCUGGAUGAAGGAAUUUAGGACAAAGGCAAAUUUGAAAGCUCAUUCAGUCCCAUCCCAGCAAGUGGCUGACUCAGGAGUUGAGUCCAUGCUGUCCAACUGUAAAGACAAGUCUCUUAGCGGUGUUGCUACAUUAACAAGGCAAAUAAUUUCUACCCUUCAGCUACUCAACAUCUGUAUUUAAUUUUGCCAGUACUACCCAUGGAUGAAUAUUUAAAUAAGACGUAGAUACACUGAUAACCACAUAAUCCUACAGGAAAGAUUAUUGAAGAUGAAGAUGGAUUUAUUGAGGCAAGAAUGGUUCACUGUAAGAUGGAAGCAGAAGACACAUUUCCCUCAUUCAGCCAGGAACAAAGGAACUUAAACUAAGGAGGAAGCAAUGGUGCGUCACAAGACCGUGAAGACUCUCAAGCAUGUCUUAACCCAGACAAGGUGCCUUGGGAACCAAAGGGAGGGACUUGCAGGCCCCGCCCCUCCGUCUCACGGUUCCUGCGCUGCGUCGGGCCCCGCGUCCCGCCCCUCGCAGAGGCGCUUCUUCCAGGCCCCGCCCCUUCCGCUCCGCGUACGCGCACUUCCCUACAGAUCCAGAAGCCGGGACUGAGGAGCUGAGGUCGCGCUCGGGGUGGUGAGUUGAUUGUUUUUUCUAGUUAAACGUACGUGUCGCAGUCCCCUCUUCUCCGUACCCGAGGUUUGGGGGUCCCUAUGGACCUUGAAGUUCCCGCCCCCCCCCGACCAUCCCCAGCUAAGUUCAGUCGUGGCCGUGGGAGGCCCAGGGCCGUUUUCCUUUUGGUGUGAAGUCGCUCUGAGGCUGGUCCCUUCUUCGGCUUUUCUGCUUUCGGGCCACGUAGUCGCCGCUUUUCUUGCCGUGUUCCUGCUUGAAACCUUUUACUGACCUCAGCACCCCCAACAUGUAAAGCCCUCCUCCCCAGGUGGAUUCGUCCCUCCCAGCCUCGCCGUCUCGGCCCGUGGAGGGCAGCAACGGCCGCCCCGCUCCCGUGAGGCCGCGUCCUCUCCCGGGUCCUGGGAUUGUGGGGAGCCCGGCCCUCUCCGGAGACCCCCUCCCUCCCAGCCCCUCUGUCCUCCGGUCCCCCUCAGGCUGGUCCUUCUGCUCCGCGGGUCUCCCCUUGGUCGUCAGCCCUUCCCCUUGUUACUCCCCCUUGAACUCUUCAAUCAAUAGAAAUUGGUAACAGGCCAGAGGAGUAAUUCAGGCAAGGCUUUAUUGGGACUCCGGCUGCAGCAGGUGGGAACGAAAACAAGUAAUAGGUUCCUUUGCCCGCUGUGUGUGGGGGUGGAGUGGAGGGGAGGGGUGGCUGUGCGGAAAAAUCAGCCUGUGCACUUUGGAGGCAGAAUUGUGGGAGCAAAGAAGAAAGAGAGCCGCCUUAUUGCUUUGCUGGACAAAGGGUGUCAGCAGGCUAAUGCCUCGGAAACUUAAUCCAUCCUGGGUUGGGGCUUGGUGAUUAGGCAAAGGGGUUGGAGCAUAUCAGUGGUAAUGAGCAAUAGAAUCUUUUACAAAAGUUUGUUUUGUGUCAUGAUAACUUCUUGUUGUCUGUCAAGUAGGUCAUUGUCAGCGGCCUUGGGGGUCUGAUCCCGCCGGUGUCACGGGGUUGGGGGUGUGGAGGGGUGGUUGGAGGAUCUGGCGGUUCCUUCAGUGUUAUCGUUCCAUGACCUUCUUUCUGGAAAGCAGCUUCUGGGAUUUGGAUACAAGUAAUUUAGGUAGGGCAUACAUCAUAGGGUCGGAGCUGCCAAGCAUGUAAUCAUUCAACCAAGUUAAACGGUAGUAGCAAGGAGUAACACAGGUUAGUCAGAAAGAGCUCGGAGAAAACAAAUUAAUCAAUCGCAGUAAACUCUGUAAUCUUAGUAUCAGGGAAGCCAUUUUGUGACUCCUUCAAACCCCCACUGUUAGUUCGUUCCUUCCAUGUCUAUGGAAAUAAGGAAGUGGGCAUCGUUUUUGCCUGCUUUCUGCUGAUCUGGCCCGAAAGCCAGUUGGCAACCCUGGCAUCCAUCUGUGAUGCAUAGGCGCCUGCAUCUCCAGUGUUCUGAAUUUGAUAUUUUAUUCUAUUUUGUUUUAUUUGUAUUUUUUAAAUUGAAGUAUAGUCAGUUUACAGUGUUGUGUCAAUCUCUGGUGUAUGGAAUUUUAUAUUAUUUAAAAGUAAGUAUAAUUUUAGAUCAGGUAUAAAAGUACAGUAUAUAAUGUAGUUCAUGGUACAAAUUUUGUCUCAUGAGGCAAGUAAUACAUCCAAGGCCGCUUAGUUUUGCUUUGGAUGUCUGAACUACAGUUAUUUUAUUUUGACCACCUGUCACUGUCCAGGAAAAUAUUCUCUCUUGUCGCUUCUUCCUGUAUCUAGAGUUACACUGUUAUAAUUAAUUACAAAUUUUCUGUAGAACUAUAAAACAAUUUUAUAAAACAGGCAAUACGCAAGUACUAUAGCUAGAAAUAUUAGUAAGGUCAUAAGUGAGAAUUCAAGUUACGGUCUUUUAUUAGGUGCAGUCCAGUUUACCUCUAGGUUGUCUAAUUUAGUCUGUCUUACGCCAGUCCUCAUCUUUACGGGAAAUUGUGUAUUGGCACUGUCCGUAAGGAACCAGCCCCGUUUCCUAGUGUUAUUAGGCUGGUUAUCCUUAGUGUGACUUAAUUUUUCCCAACAUAAGGGCGCCUUUAAACUUAAAUGAUCACAGCCUGGUGUUAACCAUUUAAGUCCAUCCCAUAGCUGUGGGAGGUUGUAUUCUUGGCUGCAGUUCUGCUUAUUACUCUGAUUGAACUUGAGUAACUUUAGAAGAAAAUUCACAUUUACGGCCAGGGUUAGAGCACAUAGUAACUGGCCAGGUCAGGGAAUCGCACCUGGUGAUAUCAGUAGUGGCCUGAACAGAAUUACAUAACUUCUUUCUUCUAGAAUAAGUUCCCUAAGGGUCAACUAAUGAGACCCUUUGAGUAGAGAAGUACAUCAGGGUAACCCAGAAGUACUGCAUAUAGGUAACUGGCCAUAAGCCUAACAACUGGGUUAACUUUACCCUACAAAAGAUCGUGAGAUACAUUUCGUUUUUAAGCAAAGGUGUGGGCAAUGAUCAAAGUAACUGGUGUGCAGUCCUGGUCCGGUGUCUUGGGUCAGCUGUCUACCCCAGAUGUCGUCUUCCCCUCCUGGUCUGGUAGCUUUUCCUCCAUUUGGACGUUGUUUUAAGGUGCAGCAGUCCUCUCUGUAGACCAGUCCAGUGCAGGAGCCCUUUCUGUGGGGAAAUUAACCCAAGAGUCAGUUUCCUUCUGUUUCACUGUGCAUGAGCUAGUUAAGAGUACCUGUUAAAGGCCAUUCCAUUUAGAUGGGAGAGUUCUUAAAUUACGUAAUUUCUGGUAUGCAUAAUCUCCUGGUUGUAGGUCCUGAGGCAUCUAAUCUUUAUCCACAGAUAGAGUACUGAGCUUCAGAAAUAAACCUAGAGUGUCUCAUUUUUAAUAAUUAAAUUAUACAUCAGUACAACAAAACAGCAGGGAACUAUCUGGGAAGUGCAUUUUAGGCCGUAAAUACAGACAUCCGUUAAUAAAACUAGAAUUUAAUAUCCACUGAAACAUAAUCUUUUUCUCUCUAUACUUACCCUCAUUUUUAUCAGGUAUCGUCAAAUUAAGAUUAAUUUGUCGGCAAAUGAUGUCAGAUUAUUUGAUCGCAUAGGCUCUUGUGAAUUGGCUGUAUUGGAAUUUCUUAGCAGGAGUCUCAGACUGAAUUCCCAAAAGGCCUCUCAAGGCCAGGAAAGCCACAUCAGGCACCUGUCACAGAUUUUGCCUUUUAGAUUUAGGUGAAUUCUUCCUUUUUUGAGGUCCCCCAAAUACCUUGAGAUUCCUAUACUUGGUAGGGGGUGGUCUUUCUAACUUAUCUAAUAAAGCUGCUGGGAACCUAAGAGUUUCCAGUCUCUGCAGGGGUCAGAUAGAAAAAGAUAAAUGCUUCACUUCUGCUUACAAAUGUAUAGUUUACCAAAUUGCUGUAAGUUAUAAUUAGCUCGAGAAGGGUUUCUUUACAUCUGAAAAACAGAUUAAAAGCCAGUAAUAUUUCAGAGAGAUAGAACCAAAAAUUAUAACCAUAUUCAUCAGUUUACUCAGCCCCAUGUAACUAAUCCUUUUUUGUUUACAGUUUUAUGAAAUCAGAGUUUUCAUCAGACUUUUAAAAUUUCUUACCCAAUUCAGUGCUAUAAUCUGAAAUUUUUCAGAAACCAGUACUUGUCAAAAAGUCCUUUCUAUAGAUCUCCCUGAAGAGAAAGCAUUUUGCAAAAGCGUAAGAAUAAAACAGUAACUGUCUAUACAUGACAAAAGGCUUAAAAACAUGGUUAAGCACCUGGUUACACUGUAAUCAGUAAAGAAACCUGGUUACAACAACCGGAAUUAUGACUGGUAACACUUCAGACAUACCAGAUUUUUACAGAUUCCAUAUAAUUUCUAGAAUAUCUAUAUUAACACUUUCCCAUACUGUUUAGCCUAAGAAGAUUUAUUAUUCAUUUGACAAUACUUCCCAUAUAAUUUAACAGACCAAAUGAACUUCAUUAGUUUAAAAUCUCUCCUUGGGAUGUUUCAGGGGCCCUGUGUAGCAUCCCAAGAUUAGCUGGAAGUGAAAAGAACUCAUUAAAAUUUGAAUUUGGAAUCUUGUUACCAAAAGCAGAUUAACCUUUUAAGAAAACUUCGUCCUCUUAACAGAGAGAGAGAAAACCAAAUCUAGUCUUGUACCAGCUUAUUCUAAGAUUUAUUUAUUCAAUUAUGUUUAUUUUAAACUUAGCCAAUCCCAACCAUGCACAAAACUCUAUAUUCUCGGGGUUCUGCUUUCACAAACCUUCCAUCACUUUCUGCAUCCAUGUUAGUUUAUCCCUCUUUUUUUAUCCAUCCAGAAACAACUAGCUCUAGUCAAACCUGUUUCUUUUUCCUUAACAAAAUGCAAUUUCAUUUCUCACACCUUCUAUACUGAAAACACACAUCCUAGUUUCUUACUGUAUGCCUGGAAUGUUUAAUUUUUUUCCCCUGCAGUAACUAUAAAUAUUAAAAUAGAAUCCCCAACUUUUUUUUUAAAUUGAAGUACAGUCAAUUAUAAUGUGUCACUAUCUCAUGUACAGCACAAUGUCCCAGUCAUGCAUAUACAUGCAUAUAUUCAUUUUCAUAUUUUUUCAUUAAAGGUUAUAGGAUAAUGAACACAGUUCCUGUGCUUUACAGAAGAAACUUUUUAAAAUUUAUUUUUAUUUAUAGUUGCUAACAUUGGUAAAUCUCAAACUCCCAAAUUUAUCCCUUCCCACCCCCUUUCCCCAGUAACAAUAAGAUUAUUUACUAAGUCUGUGAUUCUGUUUCUGUUUUGUAGAUGAGAUCAUAGUGUCCUUUUUUUUUUUUUUUUUUUUUAAAAUUCCACAUGUAAGUGACAUCACAUGGUCUUUUUCUUUCUCUUUCUGGCUUACUUCACUUAGAAUGAUCUCUAGGUCCAUCCAUGUUGCUGCAAAUGGCAUUUUUUUAUUUGUUUUUAUGGCUGAGUAGUAGUCCAUUGUAUAAAUACACCACAACUUCUUUAGUCAUCUGUUGAUGAACAUUUAGGUUGCUUCCAUGUCUUGGCUAUUGUAUAUAGAGCAGUUAUGAACACUGGGGUGCAUGUAUCUUUUUGAAUUAAAGUUCCCUCUGGACAUAUGCCCAGGAGUAGGAUUGCUGGGUCAUAGGGCAAGUCUAUUUUUAGUUUUUUGAGGAAUCUCCAUACUGUUUUCCAUAAUGGCUGCACCAAACUACAUUCCCACCAGCAGUGUAGGAGGGUUCCCUUGUCUCCACACCCUCUCCAGCAUUUAUUCUUUGUGGAUUUUUGAAUGAUGGCCAUUCUGACUAGGGUGAGGUGAUACCUCAUUGUAGUUCUGGUUUGCAUUUCUCUGAUUAUUAGUGAUACUGAGCAUUUUUUUCAUGUGCCUAUUGGCCAUUUGUAUGUCUUCUUUGGAGAUACUGUUUUAUGAGCUGUUUAUAUAUUGUGGAAAUAAGCCUCUGUCAGUCGCCUCAUUUGCAAAUUUUUCUCCCAUUCUGUAGGUUAUUGUUUUGUUUUGCUUGUAGUUUCCUUUGCUGUGCAAAAGCUUGUAAGUUUAAUUAGGUCUCAUUUGUUUAUUUUUGCUCUUAUUUCUAUUGCCUGUGUAGACUGCCGUAGGAGAACUUUGCUAAGAUUUAUGUCAGAGAAUGUUUUGCCUAUGUUUUCUUCUAGAAGAUUUAAUGUCUUAUCUUAUGUUUAAGUCUUUAAGCCAUUUUGAGUUUACUUUUGUGUAUGGAGUGAAGAAGUGUUCUAACUUCAUUGAUUUACACGCUGCCGUCCAGUUUUCCCAACACCACUUGAAGAGACUGUCUUUUCUCCAUUGUAUAUUCUUGCCCCCUUUGUUGAAGGUUUAUUGACCAUAGGUCUGUGGAUUUAUUUCUGGGUGCUCUGUUCUGUUCCAUUGAUCCAUAUGUCUGUUUUUAUGCCAAUACCAUGCUGUUUUGGUUACUGUAGCUCCGUAGUAUUGUCUGAAGUCUGGGAGGGGGAUUCCGCCAGCAUGGUUUUUUUUCUUCAAUAUUGCUUUGGCAAUUCUGGGUCUUUUGUAAUUCCAUAUAAAUUUUAGGAUUGUUUGUUGUAGUUCUGUAAAAAAAAAAAAAAAAAAGUCCUGGAUAAUCUGAUAAGGAUCACAUUAAAUCUGGAGAUUGCCUUGGGCAGUAUGGCCAUUUUAACAAUAUUUAGAAUCCUCAACUCUCGAAAAAGCCACAAUUUCUAGUAAAAACUAAGAAGUAUGUAAUUAUGAAUUGUCUUUUACAUUAGCAUUUCGUAGAUUGGCAAACAUAAAUAUCAACAGUUUCUAAAAACCAUGUGCUUUCUUAUUCUUAUUAAUAGUCCUGAGUAGCUUUGGUUUCUCUGUAAAAGGAAACUAAUGUUUAUUAAUUAAUGUUUUAGUAUUUUAUCUCAUUUGCAUUUGAUUUACUUGAAAGAAUUUUUAUUAUAUCAAGCAAUUUUUUGCUGACAAAUUUGUAACAGAUAUAACAAAAUCUUAUUGACUUAUUAAAUCUGUGUGUAACAGAAGUAUUAUACACUAUGCAUAACAUUAAUGACUCUAAAGACAUACUUAUGUUACUCAAAUCAGUGAAUUUUAACUUUAAUAUUAGUUAUCAAUCUGAUACUGAGUAUUUCCCAGUUCCUGUGAACCUGAAAUAUAUUUUGUUUAGCUUUUGAGAAAAAGUCAGCUAAAUAGUAGCUUUUUAGAAAUCCUUAGUUUGUUAAGCACUUACUUGUAAGGCAGUUAAAUAGAGCUCUUUUAUAAAUUGAACACUUUUAGAGGUAGAGACAUCUUGUAUCUGUGCCCAGAAAGGGAUCUCAUAGUUUUCCUGCUUAAGUUUUCAACGGCCAUUUACCACUUUUUUUUCCUUUGGUUUGAGGUUCUAAGAAUUAACCCCAAGGCUGAAGCCUCGGGCACAGCAGGCUGUGUGUGUAUUUCAAGGAUGUGAUAAGAGUUGAUUGCAGUCUGGUGUCAAAGUGUGUCAGCCAAGACCCCGCUCUUGGUCAUCCCCGGCGUCCUGAGAGGCAGCAGUUACCGGGGUCCUGAGGCUGCCAGGCGCCUCGGGCCCCUUAUUCGCGGUCAUUUUUUCACCUCCUUCCAGAUCAUACAUUAACCAAGUUGUGUUACAAUAAAACACUGUUUUCUUUUCAGUCAGUGAAGAAUAGCUGUGGUUUGACCAGUCCUUUAGAAUCUUUCCCAAGGGACUGUCAGGUGGAAGUGACGUGGCGCCGCCCACUUUAUCUAACUGCUCUCGUCCUCCCAGAGACAUAGAAUUCCAGCCUCACCCAGACACAGGAUUCCAACCCUGACCAGCAAAUGGAAGCCUCACAUUCCAAUGCAAAGGCAGACUCAGAUACAACUCAGAUCUGGCACAAACCCAAAUUAAACCCAAAUCGGCUUCCUAGUCCACUAAGCCCAUGAGCUGCUUUCCAGUUGGCACCUUCCAAAUGGGGGCUUUGAGAGAGAGCGCCCAUCAAAUGGGGGCCCCAGCCUCCCAGAGGGAGGCUCUGAGGGGUCAAGGGGCCUCAGUGGGCACCGGGAACUUACCCAGAGUCUAGUCGGGGAGUCUCCGAAGGGCGCUCAGCAGUCAGAGGUCCCGGCCAGGCCGGAGAGAAGGAGGAAGAAGUCCCCUGAGCCAAGGGGCCUGGCAGCUGCUGGGGCUGCAUCUGCCCCUGUCCCAGAGCGUCAGCUGCCCGGGCGGCAGGCCCAGAGGGCUCAGGCAGAGAUCCCCUCCUUUGAAAAGUGGGGGACCUCGAGUCCCUUCCUGGUCAUGAAAUCUGUUGCUCGAAAAAUCAGCCUUUGCAUCCCCAAAAGCGAAUUCAAACUCAGGCAGUUGCGAGCAGAGAAGAGAGCCGUCUUACUGCUUUGCCAGGCAAAGGGAGUCACAGCGGGCUAACGGCGUGGAAACUGAAUCCCUCCUGGCUUGGGGCUUGGUGAUAAUACAGGCAAACAGGAUGGAGCACGUCAGUGAUAACAAACAAUAGAAGUGAAGUUUCUGGUGGCCCUUCAAGCCGGGCGCUGCCGUGGUGUUACCUACCAGGUCUGAUCUCUCCAGCGUCGUGGGGUGGGGGCUGGGCUUUGGAGGAUCUGGCGGUUCCUUCAGUGUUAUUGUUCCGUGACCUUUCUGGAGAGUAGCUCCUGGGUUUUGGAUGCAGGUAAUUUAGGGUAAGGCAUGAAUCACAGGGUCGGGGUUGCUAAGCGUGUAGUCACUCAACCAAGUCAAACAGUAGUAGCGAGGAGUAGCACAGGCUAGGAGAGAAAACUGGGAAAAGACUGGGAGAAAACAAGUCAAUCACAGUAAACUCUACAGAGCUGUCUUAGCAGCAGGGAAGCCGUUUUGUGACUCCUUCAGUGAUGGCGAGCUGGUCCCUUAAAUGGGGUGAGGGUGGGAGCAGGUCCAGGGUUCGGCCUGGAAUGGUGGCUUAGGCGGUCUGCCCACCCCCACCCCCCAGUGGUGGAGCUGUGUGCAGGGACCAUGCACAGUGCCCUGCUGUUGUUUGCUCCCAGCACCUCAGGAGUGGCAGUUGGGUUUUGGUCUUUUUGUAUCCUGUUGUUCAGGGUUGCUCCAGCUGCCCACACACACUCUUUUAUUUUUAGUCCCAUUAGUUUCUUUGUAUUCUGUUGCUCCAGGAGCCAUUUGUCCAGGUGCACACAAAAAAGGGUUCCAGGUCCCAAGUCCCAGUCUGUCUCACCCUCACCUGAGUAGAGGAGGUGACCUGGGCCAGCUGUGUGACACCGUGUUCUUCCAUCCCAAAUUCCACCCUGCUGGAAAAUGUGCAGUCAGUGAAAAAAAUUAAUAGUCAAUCUAAGAAAUGAAAAAUUUAUUCCUGCCAACCUGAGGAUUAUAGCCCAGGAGACAGCCUCUCAGCUCUGAGAACUGUUCUGAAGAGGCAGGGGUGGGGGCCACUGUAUAAAUGGUUUUGGCAAAGGGGUGCGUGCAAUCAAGCACACAUGUUGGUAGAAGAUAACAACUGUUCUCAAGGAACAGAUGUCUCAGUGAACGGCAUAGUGCUUUUCUAAGUGUGGGAAGAUGCAAGAAUCCAGGUUCAUACAAAUUUCUCCUGUGAAUAUUUGUCUGAAGGGCCUGUCCUGCCGGUUUUCCCGGAGCAGAGAGCGCCUCAUCCUGAUAUUCACCCUGAAUUCCUUCCAGGCUGUGUGCUGUAGGUCAGGGGCUGCAGUGGCUAACGACCUGAUUCUUGUAGAACUGGGUGAUGGGCAACGUUCUUUAUUUUACCAUCCCUUCCUUCCCUUUUGGUCUUAAUUUCAGCUGAGGUUUGGGAGGCAUUUUGUGGCCAAUUUGCCCCACAGCGCUAGGAAUGCUCGUUCCCAGGCCUGGCGAGGAGAUUUCGUGGCUAGGCCGUCAGCCUGCUGUGGCUGGACUAGGCCCUGCCGCCUGGAGCCGAAAGCCUCGGACCGUCUGUCUGACCAGCCUGUUAUGGGCCAGGAACUGGUCCCCUCUUGUUGCUUCUUUCCGUAUUUACAGUUACACUGUUACAGUCAUAGAUCUCAUAGAUAGGACUGUGUAUUUGGUCAGUUGUUUCAAGUUGCCAGAUCACCACCAAUUUUAUCUGAGGCUCAGACACACAUUCGGUAGUGCAAGAAACAAUGACUCAUAGAACAGGCAGAAUACAAGUGGGACAGCUAGUGACAGUAACAAGGCCCCAGUGAGUACUUAACUGAGAGCUUCCAUUAGGCGUGGCCCAGGGUCUCCCGGGUCGGCUGGAGAGUCUGUUCUGCUGCAUCAGCUGUUAUCCUUAAGGGAAAUGAUACCUUGUCACUGUGCAGAGUUCACCAAGCACAUGGGCGAGUGGUGGGUCAUUGCUGGAGAUGCCCCAGGACGCUCGCUAGGGAGCCCCUAGACAGAGCCCCAAGGGAGGGUCUGUGGUGUCUCACAGGAAGGAAUUCAAGAGUGAGCCAAAGUAAAGUGAGCACAAGUUUAUUUAGAGAGAUACACGUUCCAGAACGCACACCUUCUCAAAAAGUGAGAGUGGCCCCGGGGUGUGGAAGCGGUUAGUUUUUAUGGGCUGGGUGAUUUCUUAGCAAACAAGUGGGAGGACGAUUCUGUUUUUAAGAAGGGAUAGGGGUUUCCAGGAAUUGGGCCACCGCCCACUGUUUGUCCAUCUGUGGUCACCUUGGAACUGUGGUGGUGCUGGUGGGUGUCAUUAACAUGCUGGUGUAUUACCACUCAGUGUGUAACGGAGCUCAGGGUCUCCUGGAAGUCAAACCUUCUGCCAUCUUGGGAUCUGUCCAUUUUCUUGUCAAAUCCUGCUUUUCUAAAUGGCUUUGUCCCCCUCCUCAUUCUUUUAACAUUUGUGCCCUGCCCACCUCCUGUCUCAUGCUGACCCCUUAGAGGACUGAGAAUGUUAUCUUUUAAAGUUACAUGGCUGGUGCCAAAGGAAGAGAAAUUGAUCUUUAUGGUUGAGCAGGAAUUUCCGCCACUGGGGACGUCUGGUUAACGCCUAAUGCAGCUGCACAGUGCACCGCAGAGGGGAGGGAGGAAGCCAAGUGGGCAGAGGAAGUUUUAUCUUUAAACUUUCCCUGUCUUGCCUUAGACUGUGAAUUUUUAUUUCAUCAGUGCUCUCUCAGGAGGCAAGCAGCUUACUCCAUCUCGCCUCCUCUGAGUGUGGGCAGGGGGAUCAGGAGAAACACAGUGACUUAGAAAACCAAGGGGGAAAGAGUGGGUGAGAUCAGAUGGCACUGUAGAGGUCGGGUGUCUUGCAAAGAGAGGGUAAGAAUGAAAGGGAAACAGCAGUGGAAGUAGCAAAUGGGUAAAACAGGCAUGUCCAGAAAACCGGGAUCUGCGGGGAGAAGAAGGUACAGAGAUAAAGGGAGGAUGGGAGAGGAGCCCUUGGUGACAGUAGGGCCAGCAGUGGGGAGGCACGUCACACGGAGAGUGCGUGGAGGGGUCAAGAGUGGAAGCCCUGGUCCUCAGAGUAGCUGGAUGCUGGAGGGGAGGGGGAGACCAGGGGAGCAGAGGGAGCAGCACACAGAAGGAGCAGAGUUGGAAGAAAAGGCAGGAAGCAUGGAGAUUUGGGACAUUGAGAAAAGUAGGGGAGAAAGAAUAGUAGGAGGGGAACAGGCUGCAGAGUGGGGCAGGAGAGGAGUGCGGGGAGAGACGGAGGAGAGGGAGAAGCGGCAGGAGAGUGGAGGGGAGCCAGACAAAGAAACAGGGAGAUAGAAAAAGCCAAAUGAGAGGGAAGCACCUCGUAGCACAGGAGUGGGGUGACACCUGGAUCCAGAUGAGUGCUGAGUUGUUUGUGGAUAAUCAAGUUGUGAUGUAUUAAUUUGUGGUUUUGGAAUCUAAUAAAUUUAAACUUUCUAAAAUUGAUUAUACAGAUGAGCAUGAGACCUGAAAAACUCCGGUCUCUGACUUGUGCAUUUUGUAAUUAUUUGUAUCAGAAGGUAGCUCCCAUUUGCAACCCCUGUUCAGCCAAGGGCAGUGCCUUGAAUCAAACGGUAGUGAGUCACCCCCUUCCCCUGACAUUGAUGUGAGGCGAAGGUCAAGGGAAGGACAUCUGAGGCAGGAAGUGACCGACUCUGCCACAUGAGGCCUUUGUAAAGGAACAUUAAAAGUGCUUUUUCCCCCCCUGGUAAUAGUUUUGCUUUUUUCUUGUUUCUUUACUUCUUUUUGUAGCUUGAGAUCUUAGUUAAUUCAGUUUCUCUCCUAUAAAGUUAUUAACUUCUGAAAUGAGCUUUGGUGGCUUCCUGUAAUCAGUUCAUGUCAUUCUUACGUAAAUAUGCUCUGUUCUGUAGAAUAUUUUAAGCCUGACACCAGUUUUUUUUUAAUUGAAAGAAACUACCAUCUUUCAUAGUUUCUGGUUUAGAUCAGGGCCUGUGUGCUUUCUCCUCUUUAUCUUACAUACUGGAAAAGUUCUUUGGUAGGCAGUGAACACUUCCACACUGUGCUUAUGGGUACGUGGUAAGGCCAGUGCCCUUUUAGCAGUCAAAACCUAGUUUAACCAGUUAGUCUGAUACUCAGUUUUCUUCCCUUUUAUGUAACCUGAAACAGUGAGCUGUGAGGGACUACGAAAUGUUCCCCUCAAGUUCUUAUCUGUUCUCUGCAAAUGAGAGCCCAUCUAUUCAUGAAGAAGUUUCUCAGAGAUUGUUUCUAAGCUAACUCCCUUUCAGUGUUACCCACGGAAGCCUAGUCAGUUUACAGUGUUGUGUCAGUUUCUGGUGUACAGCACAGUGCUUCGGUCACAUAGGUACAUAUAUUCGUUUUCAUAUUUUUUCACCAUAAGUUGCUACAAGAUACUGAAUAUAGUUCCCUGUGCAAUACAGUAUGAAUUUGUUGUUUAUGUUUUAUAUAUAUAUAUUAGUAUCUGUAAAUCUUGAACUCCCAAUGUAUCCCUUCCCACCCUGGUAACCAUGUUUGUUUUCUGUAAGUGUAUGAAGGAGAUUUAGCAUGAAAACCGUGGGUGUGCCUGCACGCGGGACAUCUCACAGAAGUGGCCAGACUUGUCUGCAAACAGAAUUUCCUGCCAAGUGAUCCUGCCUGAUCCUGGGAGAAACAUUGCUUGCAAACAAGGAUGUUUACUAGUUCCUCAAAAGGAACAGGCCUGGGAACAGGAGGGUCUGAAUGUAAGAUAAGGAAAUGAAUAAGAAGAAUGUCUUAGAUGUAGUGCGCUUGCGUCAAUUCAAAAAAUGCUUACUCACUGCGCUCGGCAAGGGUUGCUCUUUUGUGUAAAGGAUAUAAAAAUAAACGAACCCGGAUCUUGGGAGACAUUUUGCACCACAACUACUCCAUGUUUCAUUUCGUUGGCAACAGUGUAUGUCUGUUUUGUAAAUAAAAUAUAGAAUGACAAUCUCCAGGUCCAUCCAUGCUGCUGCAAAUGGCAUCGUUUUAUUCUUUUUAAUGGCUGAGCAGUAUUCUGUUGUAUAAAUAUACCAUAGCUUCUUUAUCCAGUCAUCUGCUGAUGGACAUUUAGGCUGUUUCCAUGUCUAGGCUAUUGUAAAUAGUGCUGCUAUGAAAUGAACCUUGUGGUACAUGUAUCUUUUUGAAUUAAAGUUCCCUCUGGAUACAUGCCCAGGAGCAGGGUUGCUGGGUCAUAUGGUUUAUUUGUAGCUUUUUGAGGAAUCGCCAUACUGUUCUCCAGUGGCUGCACCAGACUGCAUUUCCAUGAACAGUGUAGGAGGCUCCCUUUUCUCCAAAGCCUCCCCAUGUUUCCUGUGAACUUGCAGAGGAUGUUUUUUCUCCCCAGCGUGUCGCUCUGUCCUUCAACCCGUGAACUGUAUUCUCCCACCCUCCCGUGGCGCCGCAGCUCCACCAGAGACAGGCAGAGGCAAAGGCUUUACCACGAUCUACAAUCCUCUGCCCUCUGGCGCCUGUCAGUUUUGUUGCUUGGCUGAAAGAGUGAUGGCGGCUGGUUCAAAGGGGUUUCUCGUUCCUCGUUCGGGACUUGACUCCGUCGGACGCUUCAUUCUUAGCCCUAACAGCCCACAGCUGACACCUCCAUCAUCCUAACCUCUGGGCCUCUCCCGGUUCCCUCCCCAUUUUCUGGACUUUGGUCUAAUCCAAAGAUGGGAAAAACACCCAAAAAUGGGUCUCUUCCUGCAAGGCGCAGGGGUCUGGCUCUGCUGCAGGCCCCCUUGUAGGCAGGUCUGUGGCCCACGGAAUCCUGGGAGUGGUAGUGGCGGCUGGUGUGUGGACCUGGGUCCCAGGGUCUCACACUAGGGUGCCAGCACUCCGGGCAUCCCAGGGUGGGUGGCAGGGCUGGGCCCCAGGGCACCCAGGGCCUCUUACCGCAGGGCCCUGGGGGUCAUGAAGCUGGUGCUGCGCCCCGGGGCUAGUCCUGGCCCCUGUGAGCCCUGGGACCCAAGGCCCGCGGCUGCAGAGCCUUGAGGGUUCUAGAGGUCCUGUCACUCACUGCUGUGCAGGGGCCGGGAGUCCUGGGGUAACAGGACUGGUGGUGAGCAGGCUGGUGGGCGGGGCUGCACUGGUAGCCAGAUGAAGGGUUCUUACGUGGUGCUUACCAGCUCCGGUGUCCAGUGUCCCCAUGGUGGGAGCCAGCAUCCACGUCCCCAAGGUGAGUGCCAUUCACCUCCUGCCUCUCCGGGAGGGUCUGACCCAGGCUCCUUUCCAGUCACUGCUUCUGCCCUGCCCACCACCCCUUUCCCCUUGGUAACCAUGGUUUGUUUUCCUCAGUGAUUUUUUUUUUCCUGUCUUUGUUAGUGGAGAUACUGGGGAUUGAACCUAGGACCUUGUGCAUGGAAAGCACACUCCCCCAUCCCACCUUAGUAAUUUUAAUGCAGACUUGUUUUGUGUCCACACAGCAACCAGGGGUGUAUGGACAGGCAGCACCUUUCUUGAGAAUCUUCCAGGACCUCAAAAUUGGCCCCAGGAGCUCCCAGAUGAUGGGGCCUAAAAUAGAAGCUCCCACGUGCCUCUAACAACCCUCACUUGAUCCUAAACUUGUGGGUAAGGACCACCUUUCCUCUUGGUGUGCCUGGUACACAAACAUCACAAGAUGACUGGGUGUCCACGUCACCCUGGUUCUCAGCCUCUCAAGUCAUGAGCCAGUGGCCCAGACCCCCCACCCCAAUAAUUUCUGAACAGUCAGCCCUUUGUUCUUUGGGCCGCAGUCCCAUUCUGCGCAGGCAGGGCCUCCUCCGUGUGCUGCAGGUUACACGGCUCCCUGAAGUGCUAUGGGAGCUGUUCGUUCUGUAUUUACUUAAAGAACAUAUUGUUAUUUAUUCAUUUUUAUGAAGUUUUAAUUUUUUAUUGAAACAGCUGAUUUGCAGUGCUAACAAUGCUGAGUCUUAAGGAAGGCUCUCCAGUGUAACGUUGCCUAAGGGGGCUGCUUUUAUCCUGUGCAGGGUAACCGGCAAGGCCUUCUCCCAAACUGGGUUGGUUUCCUGGCCUAUUUUGGUGGUUCUCUUUUUUAAGGAAUGACUCAUCUUUUCAGUCUUUGCUGCGGACUGAGGUCUCCAUGGAGCACGGUAACUCCCCUUUUAUCCCCAGAGUUACCCUGGCUAUGAAAGCUCCUUUGUUGGCACUUUGAUUUGAAAGAGGCAACCCACAAAGACACAUGAUUUCUCCUAGUAAGGCCCCCGCUACCUCAGAAGCCCUUUUCUGCCCUGCAUGGAAAAGCUUCACCCAGCCUACCCUGUUGAAGGCAUUCAGACCCCAGCAAUGUCUACAGUUCCCCCACGGCCCUUGGCACAACAGUAAGUCUGUCUGCCGGUAGGUCCUGGUUCCGCCUCUCGGGUUUGCAUCCCUUUUAUGAUUGGAGGUGGCCAGGCUUGAGGACUGUUUCUGGCACAGAUCAGGCAAUUCUGUAUGACCUUUGAGACAAACCUUGGCAUUUGUGGACCAGUAGUACAUUUUUGUAGCUAAUGCUAGCUUGCAUCCCUCCCCUAACGGGCUCCUUGAUCAUUCUGUCCCUUUAAUGCUCAGCUGUAAGCACCAGCUGGUCUCCACCGUGAAGCCAGCCUUCUUUGGGUGGUGGUACUGAUCAGAGCGUCUGCGCUCUGAACACGGAGGCCUACGUGGGGGCAGGUCAGCGCCCGGGGUGAGGGCUAGGGCCUUAGGGUCUGGAUGUCUCACUCUGACCAGUGGAAUGAUUUCCCGCAGCUGCUUCCUUCUGUGUGUUAACGUUCCUUCCUGCUAUUAGCAGACCUCUCUCCACGUGGUCCCAUGUGCUUGUAUUUCAGAGAAGGCAUCCUUAGAAUCUCUACAAAUGGUUACCUUUUCCUUAGCUCCAAGGUGCAGGGCUCCUGUGAGCGCUACCCUCUGGGCGGACGUACCUGGAGGCAGGCCUCCUGCUCCAAGUCCUGGUGCGUUGCUGUCGCACACCCCGCCUUUCGGAGUCCCUGGUCCAUGAAGCUGCUCCUGUCCGUAAGCAUUUGCACAUCUUGUCAGGUCCCCUAGAAUAGACUUUGUCAGUCAUUUGUAUAUAGCCAUGGACAGGUUCACUUGUGGGAGUGACUGGGUUUAGAGUGGUUAUCACCUUUUACUUUUACACUCAGGUUGUUAAGUAGCGUGGCCUGGUGCGUGCCCUGCCGUUCCAGGAAGGGUGGCACACGGACGUGCGCAGUGGUAGGCUGGCCUAGGGCCAGCCGUCCUUCAGUUACGAGGUCUGUUUGGAAAAGCAGCCUGCUGGCUACUGCACCUAAGCUUAGAGCUAGCCCUCCGGGACGCCCGCCCUGUGCUUCAUGCACAAGGUCACGUGGCUUCAUAACACCUGACGGACCAAGUGCGAGGCUGCUCAGGUUUCUCCUUGAUGGUGUGGAACCCAGGAGGGCAGCCCAGAGCCCCUCUUCAGGGCUUGUUGUCAUUUCCUUUGAGAGCCUCACACAGGGCUCUGGCUCUGAGUCCAAAGUUAGGGAUCCAAAUGCAACAAAACCUAGCAUUUUCUAAAAAUCCCCACACCUGACUUUGGGGGGGGUCGGUGCAGCGUCCUAACGCUUGCUUUCAUUUAAUGGCGGUACUGGGAUCAGCCCCACAGGCUAGGCGCCCGCUCUACCGCUGAGCUCUGCCCUUCCUCGCUGGUGAUGCCUCUUUUAGAUCCAGCAGUAAGUUUGCCCCUUUGAUAACUCAAGUCCCAGAUACCGUACAGUUGGUUAAGAAAUUAUCCCCGGUCUGCCAGAAAACUUCAGGUGAGGCUGCAUUUUGGUCUGAAGCUUCCUGUUUUACCGGCAAUCACAAUACCACCUACCUGCUGGAGCAAGACGUUCAAUGGAAGGGCUGUUAGGUCCCUGGCUGAGACGUCCCCAAAGUUAGUGGGGGCAUUUUCACAUCCUUGCGGCAGGACCAUCCGGCAGGACUGUUAUGUUAGUUUCUGCCUCACCUCAUUUGUAGGCAAACAGUCCCGGGGACGAGGCCUCAUCAGGGAGCAGCAGUAAAAAGGCAUCUUUUCAGUCCAGACCUGUUAGUAAAGUAAGAAUGUGGGCUCAUACCUCCUCACAUCUGGUACAAAAGGCUACUCUCGGACCUGGGUGUUUGUACAGCAGGACAGGUGUGGCAUCCUGGGACUGACAAGGUCAAAGUAACUGACCUCAAAGUAACUGACCUAGAAGAACGGUGGCUUGAAACCUUGUCUCCCUUCCCUCCUCCAUGCUGUCAGUCUGCAGCCCUGGCACCUGGACUGCCCUUCUGUGUCCUGUCAGCCCGGACCCCUGCUUUUACCUUUUGUAGAGUUUCCUCAGGGACUUGUGGUUCAGGCUUGUCUCCCAGUGCUAACAGCACAGCUUGGAGGGCUCAGGUCUGAUCCAGGAGUUACUGCCAUGUCUACUUUUUCUGGUGAGAAAGUCAGCUGGGUAUUUAAUUUUGUUAGUAGAGCUUAUCCUAACAGCGGAGAGAACAUUCAUGCAUAUACACAAGCCCAGAAAGCUGUGCUUCAAGUAUGUCCUUCCUGUGUGACAUUGGAGAAAAGCUGGCGACAUGCCCAGACACAGCAGUAGCGAUGUGUCUGACAUUGGUACAAGAUAAGCAGCUCGAGUGUCAGAGCUAAGUUUCUUCCCCUGCGCUUGUCCUGGGGUCCCUUGUGGGGGAAAUGUGGGUGCAGCUCUCGGACUUUAAAGGAGUCCGGGUUCCUGGCAGCAAGUUGCAGCAUCUGGCGGGAAGCCUGGAGGCAAGUUCCUUUCCUUUUCUCCCAAGGAAGGAUGCCACCAGGUGAGGGUGGGCGUGAAAGGGAGUCAGAGAACCCAAGGAAGGAUGCCACCAGGUGAGGGUGGGCGUGGAAGGGAGUCAGAGAAAGGUUCGAAGUUGUAAAGACUGCAGAUGCUGACGGGUGUCUGUGUGAACCAAGGACAGAGGGUUUUUGACCCGUACCUGCCGCACAGCAGUUCUCAGGAGACCUGGACGCAGCCUCUCAGGUCACAAGGACAGAGGAGAUGAACUCAGAGCAGGGUCAGGACUUCCCCAGCGACCUCCGAGCUCCGGGUGUGGGGAAGCUGGGCCUGAGGAGAGCAGAGCACAGGUACCAACUGGAAAAGACACUCGCCUAAUACUUUUCACGUGCUUUACCUGACAGCGAGUAAAAACGUUUCUUAAUUGUUGUGUCUUAGAGACGAAGGGUUGUCCAUUUUGUCUUUGGGUUUGCAGAUCACACCAUUGGCUCUUUCAGGGACUGACCCCCGCCCCCAGCUCCCCCGGGAUGGGGACGCGGGGGCCCACCCAGAACCCUGUCUCCCCAGCAGGCUAACUGGGACCAUCACCUAUUAGAGAAUAUUCUACCUGCUAGAAAUCCCAACAUCCUGUCUUGUCUUUUUUCUUUCUGAUUCAGAUUCAUCAGCUCUGACUUGAAUUUUUAGUAAAACCUUCUGACUUGCUUCCAGUGCACAGUCUGCCCCAACCAGACCUGCGCAUUUUUACUGGCAGGCACAACAAAUACGCUCCCCUCGGCACCAGUCACAUAUUUCAGCUGACUGCCGCCCUCUCAGGGUCUGAGGUGGAAACAUGAGGCAUCGCCUGCGGGCCCUUCUGGAGAUAAAGCGCUGCCUCACCUCCAGCCCCGCCCACCGCCACCUACUCAGGAGCCAGUGUUUCUCCUCCUGUGGCCUGUGAUCGUCACACAGGCUUUCCCUCUUACCAAGUCCUCACACUCCUCUGCCUAGCUUGUGCUAGGGAGAUUUCUUGUUUUUUUUUUUUUAAUUGAAGUAUUGAUUCUCAAUGUUAGCUUCAGGCAUACAGGAAAGGAAUUCAGUUAUAUAUACACACAUACUUUUUCAGUUUCCAUUUUACAAAAAAUUGAAUAUAGUUCCCUGUGCUAUAUACAGUAGGUCCUUGUUUCUAUUUUAUAAUAUUUAUAAUAGUAAUACGUAUCUUGUUAACAAGGACCUACUGUGUAACACAGGAAAGUAUAUUCAACCUUGUAAAAAAAACUGAUGGAAAAGAAUCUGAAAGAAAUGUGUAAUGAAGUCAACAAUAAAAAUAUUUUAAGUGAAUGAAUAAAUGACACAUUGUUUAAAAUA
Camelus dromedarius (Arabian camel) is the source of this 25433-nucleotide messenger RNA. Its product is annotated as zinc finger protein 347. Bases 688 to 2598 code for a protein of 636 amino acids. Gene Ontology annotation, biological process: regulation of DNA-templated transcription. The record is from RefSeq and is a predicted model, not a curated record. The transcript has 15 exons. NCBI's taxonomy places the organism in Eukaryota, Metazoa, Chordata, Mammalia, Artiodactyla, Camelidae.